Molecule: messenger RNA, 3014 nt
Organism: Sceloporus undulatus (fence lizard)
Lineage: Eukaryota; Metazoa; Chordata; Lepidosauria; Squamata; Phrynosomatidae
Gene: LIN7A
Product: lin-7 homolog A, crumbs cell polarity complex component
Exons: 6
Coding region: 48-719 (223 amino acids)
Biological process (GO): neurotransmitter secretion; maintenance of epithelial cell apical/basal polarity; protein localization to basolateral plasma membrane
Cellular component (GO): synapse; basolateral plasma membrane; cell-cell junction
Molecular function (GO): L27 domain binding
Source: RefSeq, a predicted model, not a curated record
GGAGGAGAGCAGCCCAGCGUCAUUCCAGCCUCAGAGGCGCUGCAGAGAUGGCGACGACGACGACGACAGCAGCCACGCUGACCACCGUCCAGCCUCUCUCUCUGGACAGAGAUGUUGCCAGAGCAAUUGAAUUGCUGGAGAAACUACAGGAAUCGGGAGAAGUACCCGGACACAAACUACAGUCACUUAAAAAAGUCCUGCAGAGCGAGUUUUGUACAGCUAUCAGAGAGGUAUAUCAGUAUAUGCACGAAACCAUAACUGUUAAUGGAUGCCCAGAAUUCCGUGCCAGGGCUACUGCAAAGGCAACCGUUGCGGCUUUUGCAGCCAGUGAAGGCCAUUCUCACCCCCGGGUGGUAGAACUGCCAAAGACUGAUGAAGGCCUUGGCUUCAAUGUCAUGGGAGGAAAGGAACAAAAUUCUCCUAUUUAUAUUUCUCGCAUAAUUCCUGGAGGAAUAGCUGAGAGGCAUGGAGGACUCAAACGCGGAGACCAGCUGCUUUCAGUCAAUGGAGUGAGUGUGGAAGGAGAACAUCAUGAAAAAGCUGUGGAGCUUCUGAAGGCUGCUAAAGACAGUGUCAAGCUGGUGGUACGCUACACUCCAAAAGUACUGGAUGAAAUGGAGGCUCGCUUUGAAAAACUGAGGACAGCACGACGCAGACAACAGCAACAGCUGUUAAUUCAGCAGCAACAGCAAAAUGCACAGCAAAAUCAUAUGUCGUAGGUGGUUCUCAAGAAAGAAAUUCUAAGAAUUCAAGAACUUGAAAGCAAAGCUGUGUUUCGUAUUCCAGCAACCAGUAAAAGAAGCAGCAGCAAUGACAAUACAACUGCAUUCACCAGCAAACUGUGAAAGAAUGCCAUAAGAAUUGUUUGGCAAGCCAACAACAUAAUAAACCUGUUCUGUGGGGGUUUUCUGUGUAUUGAAGUUUUAGGAUGAAAGGUUUUUUUUGAUUCUACUCCUGUUGAAUGGUAAGGUUGUUAAUAUAAAAAGUUGUUUUAAAAAGAAGAAAAACAGUUAUGACUUCUGAAUGACUUCUGAAUGAAUAUAUGUAUAUCUGGUCCAAUCCUACACACUUUACAAGGAUACUCCAGUGAGAAUCUGCCAGACAGAUGUAAGAUGAACCACUGCCAAGAGUGGAGACAGUCCAAAAUUCAUUGCCCUGAUCCUGUAAAAGCUAUUUACAGGAAACCAGUAGCAUCAGUCUGUAGAUGGGAAUACACAUCAGGAUGUACAUCCCCCUUAAGGGUAAUGAAGUGUGGAUACCUUGCAUUGACAUUUGGAUGCCAUCCCUUUUAUGUAAACGGUUCUUUAUAAAUAUGGAGAAGUGAUAAAUGUGAUAAAGCCUUAUUUCAUGUUUACAUCUUCUUAUCUGGAUUAAGGCCUGUGCGAGAGAUGAACAAUUUAACGGGAAGAUUCCAUCAAUUAAAAAUGUUGCCACUUUAAAAUCCCUCAUACAUUUUAUGUAACAUCCUACCAAAGUGUUGUAUAGUUGUGAAGGUUCAGUUUGUAAUACUUUUCCAGUUUAUUUCCCUUGGAAACAGUUACUAUAUUUAUCCUGGGGCCACAGGAUUUAGCUGAUUACUCAAUUAGAUCUAAUCAAACAAAUAUAUGUUCUGUGAUGAAAAAUGCUCCUGGUUAAAAAAAAUUUAACAAUUAUAAUACAAGUACUUUAAAAGUUGUUGGUGGCAUGGAGGCUGUCUUAGUAGAGGCAUCUUGCUUUCUUUAAAUAUAAAGGAGUGGUUUAAGAUGGUGCCUUGUCCUGCCACAAAUUUGCAUCAUCUAAAGAUGAUUGCUUAAACAACCAAAUUACUUUAAUUAAACAAUAGGCCUGCUUCAUAGAGUAUUUCAUUUAAUGAUCCAUUCUACUCUUGGUAUACCCAUAUGUUCUACUGAUCAGGUUUAAUUCUAUCUUUUGUUAGUCGUAAGAGUAGAGAACUAGAACUGUAGAGAUCUAGAAUUGUAUUUUUGAAUAUAGAUAUUGCUAAUAUAUCUACUAUAGCUAUUAUUAUCCAGAAAUCUAUAACUGCAUAUACAGUAUAUUUAUAAGAUACAUACAUACAUAUAUAUAUAUAAAAUAAAUAUAUAUACACAUAUAUAUUGUCAGAAUGUAUUUGGUCCAGAAGUAGGCUCUGUAGUUACUGUAUGUUUUCAGAUAAUGUGAAUGAGACAGAACUUAGUGUGGGAACAACAAAUAUUACCAGGUAUCUCUGUAUUUUGUGUAGUUUUAAAAUAUAUUAUUUAGUUUAUUUAUGUUGUUAAGUUUCAUAUACUAAAUUGCUUUGCUGAGAACUAGAAUAGUAUAUUGACUAAGAGACUGAGAUGCAAAUUAGGAUUCCUCAAUUCCAAUCACAUCUAUUUCCCAUGGAUUCACUAGAUGUCCCGCUGCAAGGCAUACUCUCUCUCUCUCUCUCUCUCUCUCUCUCUCUCUCUUAGCCUCAGUCAUCUCAUUUGCACUAGUAAGAGAGAACAGUGAUAAUGACUUACUUUAUAGAAUUGUAAGGAUCACAACAAGAUAGUAAGCAUUAAGUACUCUGAACACUUUAAAGAAAUAUAUAGAUGUUAUAUAUUAUAAUUAUCAAGUCUACUUCAUUUAUAGAAUGGGAGGCAGGUCUUCCCUAAAGAGGCACAAAUGACUAAUAAGGUAGUGCAGGUAAUUGGCUUUCUGUGAAUAUUUGCAACAAAAAGACUGAUCUACACAUACAGUAAAAUGAAGUGGGGAUCCUAGAAUAGGAGGAUUUGACUAAAAAGGAUACCUUGAUUUGAUUCUAUACUUGUGAACAAAAUGUCCUGAAAUUAAAUCAGAUUUCAAAUAAAUUCAAUUAUUUUUAAACAAGGAGUGUUACAUCUAUGCAAAGCUUAUGAAAAAGUGUCAAGAGAAAAAGAAAAUGGAAUGGGGCGCAUCUGGGUAGAGCAAAAAGGUUGCACCAUUUCUUGCUUUAGUUCCCUGUUUGUUUGUUGUUUGUUUGUUUAAUCCAAAUAAAGUUUCUGUUGUUCUAUACUAUUAUAGGCAAUUCUCAA